Messenger RNA from Zingiber officinale, 2720 nucleotides. RefSeq names its product golgin IMH1-like. The transcript is spliced from 6 exons. NCBI's taxonomy places the organism in Eukaryota, Viridiplantae, Streptophyta, Magnoliopsida, Zingiberales, Zingiberaceae. The record is from RefSeq and is a predicted model, not a curated record. The coding region runs from base 351 to 2516 and encodes 721 amino acids.
UAUUUUAUGAAGAAUUCCUGAAGCGAUCGACCACCAGCAUAUGACAUUUUCUAGCUCUCCACCUCACACUCUCCCAUCAGCCUCUCUACCUAAUUACAAUACAAUUCGUCAAUUCCCACUCUAUCUUCUCUUCCAAUUUUUCCACCUUCUAUCCAAUCUCUCGCCUCCUCUCCUGUGAGUGACUGAAUUAUUAUACAAACAUCAACUAACUCUUUCAGAUCUGCCUCUCCUUUUUCUCUUUUAAUUUGCCAUUUUUUACUCCAAAACAUUUCACUUUCCUGGUCGCCAUUGCUUGCUCACUUCACUGAUCUCCACCAAUGAAGAACUGAACAAACCAUACCGAAUCAAACAUGUUCAAGGCUGCAGCAGCUCGAUGGAGAAGCAACGACAAGAACAAGCUCAAGGUCGUCUUCAAAUUCCAACUGCAAGCGACCCAAAUUCUAGUUUCCGGCACUGCAGCAGGGCUGUCGGUGAGCUUGGUGCCUCUCGACGUCGGGAAGCCGACGUCGGCCGUGAAAUCGGAGAAGGUCUCUGGGGGGUGCUGCAGGUGGUCGAGCCCAGUUUAUGAAACAGUGAAGUUGGAGCGUGAUCCCAAGAGUGGGAAGAUCCACGACAAGUUCUAUAAGUUUCUGGUUUCUGAAUCUGGAUCAACCAGAUCUGGACAGCUUGGAGAAGCCAUUGUUAACCUUGCAGAUUAUGUUGAGUUCUUUAAGCCUUGCUCUCUUUCCCUGCCUCUCAAGGCCGGAACCCUUUUGCACGUUACCUUGCAGAGAAUGCAGGGCGAGGGAGAAAUAAGGGAAGCUGAAGAAAAUGGAGAUGCAACAUCAGGGAAACAAGGAAGAACCAUGAAGAACCAAUUGAUCGAGGAAGAAGUCAGAGCUUCUAGUCGCAAGAACGAUACUGAUCCCAUGAAAGAAAGGUUUCAAACUUACGAUGAGUCUCUCAACCUUGACGCUGCAUCAGUGGCUAGUUCCGAGAGCAGCUCAGACCUCAUUCAUGGAAGCAUCCAUCGAGACUCCGCGGUGCUCAAGAUCAGCUCGGGCGAUUCGUCCGGGUCGGCAAACAGCUCGAGCGAGUCAGGAUUCGACACCAUCGAUAAACUCCGCAGAGAAGUCUUUCUCUUGUCGAGGAAGGUGGAAGUGUCGGAGCUAGAGAUUCAGACCAUGCGAAAGCAAAUCGCCAAGGAAAACAGAAGGGCGCAAGAGCUUUCUCAGGAGAUCAGCAGCCUCAGAGAGGAGCGAGACGCCCUCAAGUCGUCGCGAAAGGAAACAAGCGAGCCAGACCUUGAUGUAGAAGAAGAUCCCCUGUCCAUGGUGGAAGAAAUCAAGCAGGAGUUGGAGCACGAGAAGAAUCUGAACUCCAGUCUUCGCUUGCAACUGCAGAAGACGCGCGAAGCUAACUCCGAGCUGCAACUUGCAGUUAGAGACCUCGACGAGCUGGUGGAGCAGAGGGAUCGAACUACUGACACGAGCCUCGCAUGCUCGCUCAACGACGAGAUCGAGCUAUAUAAGCGAGACCGUGAAGACUUGGAAAUGCAGAUGGAACAGCUCGCUUUGGACUAUGAAAUUUUGAAGCAAGAAAACCAUGACAUCACUUCUCAUCUCGAGCAAACGCGGCUGCGGGAGCAACUAAGAAUGCAGUACGAAUGCUCAGCGCAUUCAGCAAUCAUCGGCGACCUCGAGUCCCAUGUCGAAUGCUUAGAGAGGGAGAUUCGGCAGCAAGCCGAAUCAUUCGAGUCGGAUGUGGAAGCCAUGGCGAACGCGAAGACUGAAGAAGAGAAGAAGGCCCUGCGAGCGGAGGGAGCCCUGCGCAAAGCGAACUGGAACGGCGCCCGAAUUGCCGAACGCCUUCGCGAGGAACUCACCCUGCUGUCUUCACAAGCUUCGUCUGUGUUCUUCGAGAACGAAAAAAUAGUCAGGAAAGCACUGAAAGAAGUGAGUGAAUUGCAGUCGCAAAGAAGGAAUUUAGCGAAAACGUUGGAGAAGAACAAGGAAGAUUCGGUAUCUCUACAGAGACAUUACCAGAGGAAUCUCAGACAGCUAUUAGAUCUUUUACGUUUCAAAUCAAAAGAAGCAGAAAGACUGCAGUUGCAGAUCAGAAAAAAGAAGGAAGAGUUUGAAAGUUGUAACAACUGUCUUGAAUCGAGUUUGGAGGAGAUUGAAAGGCACAAGACAAUGCUUCAAAACCAGAAUUCAGAACAGGAAAUUCUAAAGAAGGAGAUUUCAUCAUUGAAGGAAGAAAUAAUAGAGGUGAGGAAUAGAAGAGAUGAAAAGGAGAACAUGAUUGCGAUGCUGAACCAGGAGAAAGAAAACCUUGGCUUGAAGCAUAAAUCACUGUCUGAAGGAGAAUUGAGCAAGAUGGCUGCCCUAAAAGAGAAAAAUAAAUCAAUGGAAGCUGAUCUAAAGGAAAUGCAAGAAAGAUAUUCUGAAAUAAGCUUGAAGUUUGCCGAGGUGGAAGGAGAAAGGCAACAGCUGGUGAUGACAAUUCGAACGCUUAAGAAUGCCUUGAAGAAUUAGAUUAUGAUCUCUCUUUUCUUGUAAACUUUACCAAAUGAGUGUUAAUAGUGUUCAUUGAAGAAGUCUUUAUUUUUUUUUUUGAAAGUCCAAUUGAUUCUUUUGUUGGAAAGACUUUAGAUUGCCAUUUGGUUUGCUUAAAUUUCAUGAAGUUGUAAUAUAGAUGUGAUUGACCUUUGUUUAAGUGGUUUGCUUAAAUUUCAUGAA